CGGAAGUGUAAAUACAGCUAAGUGCGACGUUGGACAUCACGUACCGUCAGUGAGGUAAACAUACGCCUGGAAACAACUCCCAAGAUGCUUUACUGACGUUCAUUUCUUUUUAUAUCCACGGUCAGCCCGGAUACUUGGACAUGUCAACAAGCGGCAAAGGAAUGGCAUCCAAUUUUGCUGACUCCGGAGCUGGACGGAACAGAGCUUUAAAUCCUAAUGUUGCGGCCGCUGAACCGAUGUUCCCUUCACCAGGCCUGCAUCGGGAAUACAACUGGCAGGCUACGAAAAGCUCCGUCAAAGAGCGUUUCGCGUUUCUUUUUAACAAUGAGCUGCUUAGCGAUGUGAAGUUUGUCGUCGGUAAAGGCAGACAGGCCCAAAGAAUUCCAGCACAUAAAUUUGUACUGGCCGCUGGAAGUGCUGUUUUUGAUGCCAUGUUCAACGGAGGAAUGGCCACGAACUCCAACGAGAUUGAGCUUCCUGAUGUCGAACCGGCAGCAUUCCUCGCGUUGCUUAGGUUUCUUUAUUCAGAUGAGGUUCACAUUGGUCCUGAAACUGUCAUUACAACACUCUAUACAGCGAAAAAAUAUGCAGUUCCAGCGCUGGAGACCCACUGUGUGGAGUUCCUGACCGAGCAUCUUCGAGCAGACAAUGCCUUUAUGCUUCUCUCACAGGCCAGACUGUUUGAUGAGCCUCAGCUUGCAAACCUGUGCUUGGAGACGAUCGAUAAAAGCACUGCGGAUGCUGUUAACGCAGAAGGUUUCACAGACAUCGAUUUAGACACACUAUGUGCUGUGCUGGAGAGAGAUACCCUGGGUAUGCGGGAGAGCCGGCUGUUCGGUGCUGUGGUGCGCUGGGCACAUGCAGAGUGCUACAGACAGCAGCUGCCACCCACAUCUGACAACAAACAGAGGGUUCUGGGCAAAGCACUCUCACUCAUCCGCUUCCCCCUCAUGUCCCUUGAGGAGUUCGCCGCAGGCCCUGCGCAGUCUGGGAUGUUGUUCGAUCGGGAGGUGGUAAAUCUGUUUUUACACUUUACAGUAAACCCCAAACCACGGGUAGACUUUACAGACAGACCACGCUGUUGCCUGCAGGGGAGAGAGGGCAGCAUUAACAGGUUUCAGCAGGUGGAGUCUCGCUGGGGCUACAGCGGCACCAGUGACAGUGUCAGGUUUAACGUGAACAGGAGGAUCUCCCUACUGGGUUUUGGACUCUAUGGUUCCAUCCAUGGACCAGCAGACUAUCACGUCAGCAUACAGAUCUUUGAGAGUGACAAAAACAAAAGUCUUGCUCAGAACGAUACCGGCUUUAGCUGUGAUGGAACGGCGAAUACCUUCAGAGUCCUGUUCAAAGAGGCAGUGGAGCUACUACCUAAUGUGAGCUACAUGGCCUGUGCCACUCUAAAGGGUCCAGAUUCCCACUAUGGCACUAAGGGACUGAAGAAGGUCACAUAUGAGUCUGUGUCAGGAGCCAAAACUACAUUUGUGUUCUGCAGCUCACCUGGAAACAAUAACGGCACAUCCGUGGAGGACGGACAGAUCCCAGAGCUCAUAUUCUACACUUGAGACCGAACUCAGACUCACAAGCUCAGGGAUAAAAAUGGACAAAGAAAGAAAAGGUGCCUCACAAAUGGAAAUGGACACCAUUUACUGCUGACCUGGUGUCAGCUGUGUUGGGCGGUGGGGUCGCUAGGGCAAGAGUCACACUAGACCUAUACUGCGAUUAAGGUAUUUUUUUUUUUUAUAAGGUAUAUCAUUGUGUUUGUAGCUACAUAAUUUGUGCAGAACAAUGACUCAUCAUUAAUAAAAAUAUUUUAUUUUUAGCUUUUAUUUGGGGAUUAAAAAAGAACUGAAUGAAUGUGAAUUGUGUAGUCUUACGGAAGGAGCCAUGUUUUGUUUUCAAGAUGUUGUACAAUAUCAGCACCAUACCAGUCUUGGCAGACACUUGCAUAAACAGCAUGAAUGAGUUUAGUAGUAAGAUGGUAUUUACUAGUAUUUUAUCUCUGGUAUUUACUGCCACUCUAUUUACACAGGAGGUCUGGAAGAUAUAUACACAAAAAUAAAAAUGAAAAAUGUUCAAAUAGU
Messenger RNA from Electrophorus electricus (electric eel), 2081 nucleotides. RefSeq names its product BTB/POZ domain-containing protein 1. Gene Ontology annotation, biological process: neurogenesis. The record is from RefSeq and is a predicted model, not a curated record. Gene Ontology annotation, molecular function: protein binding. NCBI's taxonomy places the organism in Eukaryota, Metazoa, Chordata, Actinopteri, Gymnotiformes, Gymnotidae. Gene Ontology annotation, cellular component: P-body; cytosol.